Lycium barbarum (goji berry) is the source of this 640-nucleotide messenger RNA. Its product is annotated as two-component response regulator 24-like. Bases 63 to 491 code for a protein of 142 amino acids. The record is from RefSeq and is a predicted model, not a curated record. NCBI's taxonomy places the organism in Eukaryota, Viridiplantae, Streptophyta, Magnoliopsida, Solanales, Solanaceae. The transcript has 3 exons. Gene Ontology annotation, biological process: phosphorelay signal transduction system.
CUUGCUUGAGUACUAUCAAGGUAAAACAUUCAAGUUUUCAUUCUAGGCAAAAGAAAGGAAAAAUGUCAUCAUCCAAUGAUGCCUCUUCUUCACUGAACAACUCGAAUGCUAAUUCCAGCGUUGAAAAAAAACUUAAAGCACUUAUGGUAUAUGAUAACCGCACAAUUACAAUGAUCCACGAAGCACUUCUAAGGAGAUUUGGUGUGGAAACACAUGAAGCGAAAGAUGGCCAAGAAGUUGUCCUUGCUCAUCGCUCUGGUGCAUGCUUUGAUCUGAUUCUGAUGGACUUAGAUAUGCGAGUGGUAAACGCUCGUCAGACAAUUAAGGAACUUCGAGAUAUGCAUGUGCGUAGCGUAAUUGCGGGAUUGACUUUCCGUGGAGAAGAAGAGAUGAAGCCAUUCAUGGAUGCUGGCCUUGAUUAUUAUUAUCCGAAGCCGCUUCCUUUCGAUGUAGUUCGCCAUCUUGUGGAGAAAAUUAAGGAGGAUGCUUAGACUUAUCAAAAGUAUUUUAGAGAAGUUAAGAAAAUAAGUCAGACAACUUGAUAUUAGUGGAGAUUAGCUAUAUUACUUUCUGGUUAUGCUUUCUAAAGUAUGUAUAUUAUACUUACAACUACCAAUAACAGCUUUUUGUUAAGAACUAA